Molecule: messenger RNA, 1352 nt
Organism: Corapipo altera (White-ruffed manakin)
Lineage: Eukaryota; Metazoa; Chordata; Aves; Passeriformes; Pipridae
Exons: 3
Coding region: 48-1352 (434 amino acids)
Source: RefSeq, a predicted model, not a curated record
CAGGCCUUACCAUAAUAAUGGGAAGCCAGUAAAGUAAAGACAUAAAUAUGAAAACCCCUUUAGGAUGCAUUUUAAAGCAUUGGAGAGAUCUAGGAGGAACCCCAGGAGGAAACAUAAGCAAAAAGACACUCUUAAAAUACUGCAUGCAAUGGUGGUCUCUGUAUAAACUAGAUGAUGACGAAAAAUGGCCACCUGAAGGGACAACAAACUACAACACUAUUUUACAGGUUAUGUUGUUCCUUCGUCGACUAGGCAAGUGGGAUGAAGUGAUGUAUUGCGAUAUGUUUUUUACGCUAAGAAACAAGCCUGAAUGGCAGAGGGAAUGUGGAGUAAAUGUCGCACCACAAGAUCCUUUGGUCUUAGCUUUGGAAAAAGAUAAGAAAAAUCUGAGACCAAAAGAGCGCUGUUGUGAUGCCUGUAGUAUCAGACAGCAGUGUCUUAAACUAAAAAGAAGGGACAGUGAAAAAGAAAGUGAAGUAAGCCUGUGGGAGUAUCAACCAUAUGCGCCAGGAUACGGGGUGCCGCCACCAAAACGGAGAGAGGGUGAAAGAGACACUAGCCUAUUAGGAGAUAUUUCACUGGAACUGGGGGGAUUUAAGACCGGGUAUAGUCCUCAAAAAUCAGAAAACAGUUGGGAAGAAAGUAGCCCAUCAAAAUCAGAGAGUCGCCAAGGAGAAAGUGGCUCGCAGGGACUGAGUAGUCCACAGGGGUCAGGAAGUUACAGAGAGGAGGGCAGUCCACCCAGGUCAGAGAUCGAUAAGGGAGAGAGUAGCCCGACAAGACCGGAGGGUCAUGGGGAAGAGAGUAGUCCACUUAAAUCAAAAGACAGCAGAAAUAGAGAUAGCAGUACACCAAGAAAUGAAGAUAGCGCAUGGAGAUCAGGCAUCUGUAGAGUAGAAAGUAGCACACCAAGAGUUGAAAAUUAUGAGGACGAAAGUAGCCCACUGAGAUCAGGGGGCAACGAAAGGAAGGGUAAUUUCCCCAGGAUAAGAUGUAGUGAGGAAGAUAGUGACACUGUAACUCAGGAGGAAAAGGAAAACAGCCCACAAAGAUUAAACAUAGUAAUUCAAAUAGAUGAUAAAAGGGAUACUAGAGGAAUAGAGGAAGAUGAGGAGUGCAGCCCCGGGCAGGUUGAGCGUCAACAGCAUCUCCUCCAAAUCCAGAGAGAGAGGCAGUUGGACUGCGUGAACCAUGCCAGGGGGUUGGCAGAGGAUGAUUGGGCAGGAAUGGGGAGCGAGGACGAAGAACAGAAACGAGGAAAGAGAAAAGAAAAGAGAAAGAAUAGAAUGGACACCGAGGCCCAGGAGAAAGACCCCGGGGAAGGGACUAGUCACCCACACUAUACCAGGUAG